Messenger RNA from Drosophila ananassae, 570 nucleotides. RefSeq lists its product as uncharacterized. NCBI's taxonomy places the organism in Eukaryota, Metazoa, Arthropoda, Insecta, Diptera, Drosophilidae. The coding region runs from base 1 to 423 and encodes 140 amino acids. The transcript is spliced from 3 exons. The record is from RefSeq and is a predicted model, not a curated record.
AUGGGUUUCGACGAAUGUUUCCUGAAAUCUGUUAAUCGAACUUUCAAGUAUAUGAGUUUCAGGACAAGGAUUUACCAGUUUCCUGUGGAUGAUGUAACAAUUAGAGUAGAAGUCCUGAAGCGGUUGAAUGGCUACAAGCCAUUUCUAUUUAACUUCACUGUCGACGCGUGUAAGUUUCUGAAAGGACAAAAGAAAACUAUGGUGACUCAGUUCUUUUACGAUCUGUUUGCUCCCUACUCGAACAUGCUUCACAAAUGUCCUUACGAUCAUGAUGUUUUUGUUAACAAACUUCCCAUUAGUCACUUGGACCACAUGCUGUCUAAUGUCCUUCCCUUUCCAGAAGGAGUUUACUGCGUUCACAGUGUUUAUUUCAGUCAUGGAAUACCGCGAAUGGAUCUAAAGGUCUACGUCAAUAUAAACUAAAUUCAUGAUUUUUAUUGAAGUAUAUGUUUUUGAGUUACAUAUAUUAACGUUAACCUGUUUCAAUUGCUAAUUGUAUCCAAAAUUUGGGGAAAACAACAGCAAUUAUUCGCAUGAUCUGUCAUGAAACCUAAUUGUUACAAAAAUUAA